Molecule: messenger RNA, 1326 nt
Organism: Actinia tenebrosa (Australian red waratah sea anemone)
Lineage: Eukaryota; Metazoa; Cnidaria; Anthozoa; Actiniaria; Actiniidae
Biological process (GO): mRNA processing; protein phosphorylation
Molecular function (GO): ATP binding; protein kinase activity; protein binding
Source: RefSeq, a predicted model, not a curated record
AUGGUUCGUGCAUUGGUUGAUGCUGGUGCUGAUGUCAAUAUAACUGAUGAAGAAGACAGAACUCCUUUGUUUUAUGCUGUGCAACAAAGAAACAACGAGAGUGUGGUUCGUGCAUUGAUUGAUGCUGGUGCUGAUGUUAACAUGACUGAUAAUGAUGGCGAAACUGCUUUAUUUCAUGCUGUCCAACAAAGUAACAACGAAAGUGUGGUUCGUGCACUGAUUGAUGAUGGUGGUGCAUUCGUCAAUGUGCGUGAUGUUUAUGGGAGAAAACCAUUGUUUUACGCUCUCGACUGUCCAAAGUCAGCUCGUAUUCUUGUUAAAAAGGGACAAAAACAAUUCUUUCAUUUGAAGGAUAACUGUAAUUGCAACAUUUUGGACUUUUUCGUUGAAAGACAUUUAUUCAAAGAUGAUAUUAAAGACUUUCUUUCACAAGAUAUCCCUGGGGACUUUUUCCAAUUGCUUGAAGAAUGUGGAGUACAGAAAAUAACAUUUGCUAAAGCAAUUUUAAAUAUGGUUUUCUGUAAGUUUUCUUUGAUGUUCCUAGAAAGGUCAAAGUUAGAGCAGAAGAGAGAUAUGCCCUUUAGAUGUUGUAGUCAAAUUCAUAUUACUAAAGCCCUGAAACAAGCUAGUCAGUUUAUUGAUAAUCAUUGGGAAGUGGAAUCUUUGAUUUGGCUGGUAAAUGRAAAAUGUACAAAUGGAGAAAARGUAMCAGAAGCUUUACGAUUAUUGGUUGAGUUAGGUGCCGAUCCUAAUAGUGUUGAUUCAUAUGGUAAUACAGCCCUUCACUAUGCGACUUGUUUACCGUUGAUUGGUGUGCCUCAAAAGAUCGUGAAGGAGAUUUGUUUUCAGCUGGAGAAUUUUGGUGUACAAUUAAACUUGAGAAAUCAUGAGAAUCAAACACCUCUUAUGUUUUGUUUGUCUCAAAACAAACUUGACAGAUUAAGAGAUAAUCAAACUACAUCUUCUGCGAUUCAAGCAGUGGUUGAAGUCUGUAACGUUUUGUCAAAACACGGAUCUAGCAGUGAAGAAAGGUCUCGAAUUGGAAAAACUGUUUUUCAUUUAAUACUAGAGCUUUUCCAGCAAGGACUUUGUUUAAGUGAUAAGACGGUAAGACAAGAUGUCAUGCAUGAAACAAUGAAGCUUUUACAAUUAUUUUCAUCUGCAAAAGUAGCAAAAACACAGAUUAUUAACAUACGUGAUGCUGAUCUCAACUCACCACUGCACCUUUGGGCAUCACUAGAAUUACCAUCACCUCAAGACUAUACCAGUAAUGUUACUAAAGAUCUCACAUUUGACAAAUUCUUACAAACAUUGUUAAACUACCUC